GCGAGUAGGGCAACCAUGUCUGGCAGAGGCAAGGGCGGGAAGGGGCUCGGCAAGGGAGGCGCCAAGCGCCACCGCAAGGUGCUGCGCGACAACAUCCAGGGCAUCACCAAGCCGGCCAUCCGCCGCCUGGCUCGGCGCGGCGGCGUGAAGCGCAUCUCGGGGCUCAUCUACGAGGAGACGCGCGGCGUGCUGAAGGUGUUCCUGGAGAACGUGAUCCGCGACGCUGUCACCUACACCGAGCAUGCUAAGAGGAAGACGGUGACGGCUAUGGACGUGGUCUAUGCUCUCAAGCGCCAGGGACGCACCCUCUACGGCUUCGGCGGUUAAACUCGAACUUCAAACUUCACACUGUCAGAACACCAAGGCUCUUUUCAGAGCCACCCACAAAUUUCACUACGAGAGCUGUUUAUUACUGCAAAAAAAAAUAUGCAAAAGCAAAGUUCAUAUGUCAAAGUCAUGCAAUGUUUCAUACUUCAAGCAAUGUACAUUAAUUACUAUGUAUGCAAAGACUUGAUUCAUAAAUCUGUGAAAA
Gymnogyps californianus (California condor) is the source of this 532-nucleotide messenger RNA. Its product is annotated as histone H4. Gene Ontology annotation, cellular component: nucleosome. The record is from RefSeq and is a predicted model, not a curated record. Bases 16 to 327 code for a protein of 103 amino acids. Gene Ontology annotation, biological process: nucleosome assembly. Lineage: Eukaryota; Metazoa; Chordata; Aves; Accipitriformes; Cathartidae. Gene Ontology annotation, molecular function: structural constituent of chromatin; protein heterodimerization activity; DNA binding. The transcript has a single exon.